Oppia nitens is the source of this 1805-nucleotide messenger RNA. RefSeq names its product aldehyde dehydrogenase, mitochondrial-like. Gene Ontology annotation, molecular function: aldehyde dehydrogenase (NAD+) activity. NCBI's taxonomy places the organism in Eukaryota, Metazoa, Arthropoda, Arachnida, Sarcoptiformes, Oppiidae. The coding region runs from base 178 to 1653 and encodes 491 amino acids. The transcript has 8 exons. The record is from RefSeq and is a predicted model, not a curated record.
AAAUACCAGUGCUAGACAUACCAGUGCCAGUAGUUUGUUUAAACAUACUGUAGAUAAAAAAAUAAUAAUAGCAAGAGUUUAUUGUGUUUAACAUUUCAUUACAAUUAUAAUAUAUUUUAUAUUUUUAAAAGAAAAAAUAUUAUAAUAUAAUAAAAUAUUUUUUUAGUUAAAUAAAUAAUGGCCGUCAAUCGUAAUCCAGAAAUCAAAUAUACCCAGAUCUUCAUCAACAAUGAAUGGGUUAACUCGGUUAGCGGUAAAACAUUUGAAACGGUAAACCCGGUGACYGGCGAAGUGAUCACUCRGGUCCAGGAGGGCGACAAAGCCGACAUCGAAAAGGCUGUCAAAGCCGCCCGACUGGCCUUYAAAAGGGGAUCCGUUUGGCGUACUAUCGAUGCCUCAGAAAGAGGACGACUGUUGUACCGAUUGGCCGAUCUUAUCGAAAGAGAUGCCGACUAUUUAGCCUCAUUGGAGACACUGGACAAUGGAAAGCCCUAUACAAAUGCUGUCGGCGACAUUCAGGGUGCUCUGGGACAGCUCCGAUACUAUGCCGGUUGGGCUGAUAAAGUACACGGCAAAGUAGUACCGGCCGAUGGCCAAGUAUUUGCCUUUACCCGAGUCGAGCCAAUUGGUGUUUGCGGUCAAAUCAUACCCUGGAAUUUCCCGGUAUUUUUAUUGGCCGGCAAAUUGGGACCCGCAUUGGCCACCGGUAACGUUGUUGUUGUCAAACCCGCCGAACAGACACCAUUGACGGCCCUAUAUGUAGCCAAUUUGGUCAAAGAGGCCGGUUUCCCGCCUGGCGUAGUCAACGUUGUCCCCGGUUAUGGCCAUACAGCCGGUGCCGCCCUGUCCGAGCAUCUGGAUGUCGACAAAAUAGCUUUUACCGGAUCGACCGAAGUCGGCAAACUUAUUCAGAUAGCUUCUGGCAAAUCAAACGGCAAACGAGUGACACUGGAAACGGGCGGCAAAUCGCCGCUCAUUGUCUUUGACGACGCCAACAUCGAUGAGGCCGUACUCGUAGCGCACGAAACAGUGUUUGUUAACCAAGGACAGACAUGUUGUGCGGCCACCCGUUUGUUUGUCCAGGACACCAUCUACGAUAAGUUUGUCGAAAAAUCGGUAGAGUUGGCCAAAAAACGACAACUGGGCGAUCCAUACGAGUCGACUACACAACAGGGACCGCAAAUCGAUGACAAACAAUUUGCUAAAGUACUUAAACUGAUUGAUACCGGUGUCCAGGAGGGUGCAAAACUGUUGGCCGGUGGCAAACGAUGGGGUACCCGGGGUUACUAUGUCGAGCCAACUGUUUUUGCUGACGUAAAGGACAGCCAUACCAUAGCCAAGGAGGAAAUCUUCGGACCGGUUCAGUCCAUAUUGAAGUUUAAAACAUUGGAUGAAGUGGUCGAUAGAGCCAACGAUACGACCUACGGUUUGGCUGCCGGUGCAUUUACCAAUGAUGUCAACAAAGCAUUGAAACUGUUUCAGUCGCUUGAAUCGGGAAACGUUUGGAUCAAUACGUUUUUGGCGGUCAAACCGCAGACACCGUUUGGCGGUUACAAACAAUCGGGUUUUGGCCGCGAGUUUGGCGAAGACGGACUACACGAGUAUCUCGAAAUCAAAUCGGUUGUCUUCAAAGUGGAUGAGAAAAACUCGUAAUUUAAAAAAAAAAUUAUCAGAAAACAAAAUAAUUGAUAAUUAUUUUAUUUUUAACAUAAAAUUGUUUAUUAUUUAAUAAUUUGAAAUCAAUUUUGUUUUUUUUGUCAAAUCAUUGUAAUGAAUGGUGAAUCAAUAAAUUCUUGAUAUUUUAA